This is a messenger RNA of Trametes versicolor FP-101664 SS1, 1908 nucleotides long. RefSeq lists its product as uncharacterized. Bases 1 to 1908 code for a protein of 635 amino acids. NCBI's taxonomy places the organism in Eukaryota, Fungi, Basidiomycota, Agaricomycetes, Polyporales, Polyporaceae. The transcript is spliced from 4 exons. The record is from RefSeq and is a predicted model, not a curated record.
AUGACUCCCGCCGCCACGCCACAUGGCCUCGUCGUGGCCCGCUUCAGACCCGACUCUUCCGCUCGGUUUUGGCUGUCUUUGUCUGCUCAAUUGGCUGCAGCACAGUUACCUUGUUCUCUCUUCUGGGCCAUCCGGUUCAAUCUCUUUGAGACCGGAAAUGACGACGACUAUGCAAAUACACCGGGUUUGCUUUGCGUGGUGUCCCCCUCCCCAUCGGAGAUACCCAUUCGCGACGCCUCUUUCACGCUAGGCCCCACAUAUGCAACUAGCACCAACGAGUACUCAAAUAACCCCGGGCCAGGCGGCGCACAAUUAACUGCCAUUCCGGCCGUGAAGUGUCCUGCAGAGACCCUACACCAGCCGCUCUAUCUGCACACCGCGCCCGUUUUGCCCAUCGCCGGAGCCGACCAGCUUCCAUUAAAAGCAUACUAUCAUGUCCUCGACAAUGACAGCUUCUCCUUGUUUCGUAAGGCCGCACUCGCCAAUAGGAAUCAGUUCCUCCUUGCCUGGAUCGAAAAUCGCAGGGCGGAGGUGGCGCAAAGACUGCCACAACACGUUCGUGAGCUCCAAUCCGCUCAGUGGGACCAGUGGCCUCUCUUCGGCGCGAAUGAAAACCCCGACCCGACCUACAUGUUCGGCGAGCGCAACAAUCCACGCAGAUACCACUUCGACUUCAUUGAAGACGACAAUCUUCCUUCCCCGCACCAGCCGCUGCCAUUAUACACUGAGCUGUUCCUCUACGCUCAAAUCUGCAAGGACUACCGGUGGCAUGGCGUUGAGGAAACUAUCGGAUACGUCCGCGCAGCUCGAGCGGAUGCCCAUGGACACCACAACGUCGUGCAGCCCUCUGACUACGACGACUAUGACAUGAAUGGUCCUUCCCGCGGACAAGCUCAGCUUUCGCUUGUACAAGAUGUGGCGUUUCGCACACAGCUUGCCGAGUUCUCAGCAAUUGCGGCAGGCGGUUACACUGAAUUGAUCCCGGUGUCGGACAGCUGGUCAGAUGAUAGGACGCGCGAUACUGUCGACUGUACUGGCCAGAGCGGGGACAACAAGCCCGACGACGGCAGUGGUCCACGUGUCUACUUGCAAUUCCUCCCAUUCGCCUACCCGUACCUCCCAGGGAGCUAUCCCAGAGUGCCGAUGCCCAGCUCCCCGCCGGUGAUCGUCCUAGACAUGUUCGGCGUCAUCCUAGACAGAGAACGUGCUAUCCGCGAUGCGCUAGAACCAUGGCUUCCCCCUGCCCGCCUUCGACAUUCAGGUGUAUCAGAAGCCGUAAAACUAUACAUUGAGCACGAAGCGCUCGCCGCCCGCUCUCAGCGCGACUGCGCGACCUCCCUUCCGCGGAUCGUCCAUACGGCUCUCGACACACUCGCUCGCAAGCUCGGGGUAGCGGCCGCAUUGCGAGCCGCCUUCCACGCCGAUGCCACAGCAUGCAUUCUUCGCCCCCGGCCGUACGACGACGCCGUGCAAGCCAUCGAGCGGCUCUCACGACAAGCGCGCUCUCUCGUCGUCCUGUCGCCCUUCCCCCUCAAUACCCUGGACACCGUCCGGCAUGCACUGCCAUCCAACGUGCGGUUUUUCCCCGUGGCCAUCCCGCUGCAUGCCCCAAUCCCCGCCACGUCGUUCACGCAGCUGCGGCGAUGGUGCGAGCAAGUCAUCCUUCCGCUUCCCGCCCGCUGCGGCCGCAGCGAUCCUCGUUCUUUCGCAGCAUCGGACAUUCUGGUUGUGAGCGGUGGCAUGGGCCGGGUUCUUGCUCCGUCAGCGGCGGACGGACACCCCACGGUGCUCGUUAGACGGCCGGAGGGCGUCGAGUGCAAUGUCGACUUCGUCGUGGGCAUAGGCUCUGAAACGCCGCAUCCGUCGGCUGUCGUCGGGGGCUUGGCAGAGCUGUGUGCCGCAGGUUGA